GGCCGGGAGCGGAGCGCGCAGCCGGGUGGGCUGAGGGGCGACGGCGGCCUGGGAGCCGGGGAAGUUUGGGCGACCGUGGGCAGUGCUGCGAUCCGGAGCCAGGCUGAAGCCGGAGGACCAGGGGGCGGGCGUACCGGCUUACGGACGCCCCCGGGCCCGCUGCCACUGUCUCGCGUCCUCUCGCCUGGAAAAGUGUUUAAGCUUUUAAAAUGUCAUCUAUCAAGCACUUAGUUUAUGCAGUUAUUCGUUUCUUACGGGAACAAAGUCAGAUGGAUGUUUAUACUUCAGAUGAACAAGAAAGUUUGGAAGUUGCAAUUCAGUGCUUGGAGACAGUUUUUAAAAUCAGCCCAGAAGAUACCCAUCUAGCAGUUUCACAGCCUUUGACAGAAAUGUUCACCAAUUCCUUCUGUAAGAAUGACAUUCUGCCUCUCUCAAACUCAGUGCCUGAAGAUGUGGGAAAAGCUGACCAAUUAAAAGAUGAAGGAGACAAUUUUAUAGGAGAGUACCACGUAAGCAUAAAGUGCUAUACAAUGUUCAUUCAAUUGAAUCCCAGGUCAGCCACGUACUAUUGUAGAAAUAAGGCUGCUGCUCAGAGUAAAUUAGGUCACUACACAGAUGCAAUAAAGGAUUGUGAGAAAGCAAUAGCAAUUGAUUCAAAAUACAGCAAGGCAUAUGGGAGAAUGGGACUGGCCCUCACUGCCAUAAAUAAAUUUGAAGAAGCAGUUACAAGUUACCAAAAGGCAUUAGAUCUUGACCCUGAAAAUGAUUCUUAUAAGUCAAAUCUGAAAAUAGCAGAACAGAAGUUAAGAGAGGUAUCCAGUCCUACAGGAACUGGAUUGAGCUUUGACAUGGCUAGCUUAAUAAAUAAUCCAGCCUUCAUUAGUAUGGCAGCAAGUUUAAUGCAGAAUCCUCAAGUUCAGCAGCUAAUGUCAGGCAUGAUGACAAAUGCUAUUGGGGGACCUGCUGCUGGAGUUGGAGGACUAACUGACCUGUCUAGCCUCAUCCAAGCGGGACAGCAGUUUGCUCAGCAGAUACAGCAACAGAAUCCUGAACUUAUAGAGCAACUUAGAAAUCACAUCCGGAGCAGAUCAUUCAGCGGCAGUACUGAAGAACAUUCGUGACUUGACCAGGGACCCUGGCCCAGAGCACAAAUGAUUAUGGCUCUUACGUGUUUGCUGUAGAUAGUGGCCAAAACAAAGACACCUAAAGAAUCAAUUUAUCUAGACGAUAGGUUUAGCAUAAAGACUUGAACAUAACGUGACUCCUUUGCAAACAAAUGAUCAGUAGCCCUGUGGAGUGCCAGUGUAGUACUGGACAGGGUUCCAUUUUCAAAUCCUCAUCAUCGUAUUUGUAUGUUAGACCUAAUAGCAGAGUUCAUUUAUUGAACAGUAAGGCUGUUUAUUGGUGAGCUCUCCAGCUCCAGAUUCCCGUAAGCAAACUUCUUUGAAAGAUGGAGAUGAUGAAGAGGAAAGGUUUCUCAUGCUGGUUUAGGAGAAAUAUCCUGGCCACUGAACAGCGUGUCUGGAGAGAAGAAAUUUAUUGUCUAGAUUUCAUUUGGAAAGUGCUCUCAGGACUGAAUAUAGAUCACAGGGCCAGUACUAUCUUUAAUGCUGCUUGUUCUGAUGGGUAACAGGGAAUACUGAGAGCUGGUGGAAAGCAGCAUUUGGCACAGGGGUUGUUUUUUGAAAAGGAAAAUAGAUGCUGUGAAUGUACAGAGAGUGAAGGUAGGCUGUUCAGGUUUUCUGCAUAGUUCUUAACUCAUCUUGCCUGCAGUUUGGUCUUGAUAACAUUAGCAUGGCCAAUUACUCUAAGAACAUAAUAAAAUACAUUUAGAAAUCCUUAAUGGUUCUUUAGGUCCUUUGUAUAACUAUUCCGUUUAAUGUACACAAUUUCUCCAGUGGUGCCCUUACCAUGGAAACUCUCAAAUAUAUUUACAUUUAAAUAAGCCAGUGGUUUGACCCUCAAGUUAAGGAUUUUCUAAGUGGCAUUUAAUUAUGUGCAUAUAAAUACUGAUUUUUUAAAAACUCACUAAUUAUUUGAUGGAUUAAGAAAAGCUUCUAACAUUGCUUGUUCAUGUAGACCUUUGCUGUAAUUUGGCUUGGCAUGUUGCUUUUAUGCUUAAUCCUAAUUUGAUGCAAUGUAAACAUAACAGGGGACUUAAAAUAUUUCACUGAAAUCAGAAUUCAUAGUAGUUAAUGAAGAAAUGUGGCAUUAAGUAUUAAUGGCAUGGCUUUAACUACAGUGAUGGAAAGACCAUUCUAACUGGAAUUUCUUUUGUUAAUUACGGAAUUGGUAAAGUUGGGUGAACACACAAUUUCACAAGUGUUGUGAGAGACAACUGAAAAAGUAAUACAAAAUUAAGUUAGUAAUACUCAUGAUGAUGAGGGCUUUACUAUAACUACUGUCCUCAGAAGACCUGGUAUCUGUAAGUUUAAAAACCAACUUUUCCUUUCUUUCCCUUGUGAGAUUAGAACAGUGGUUCUGUAAUUUCAUUGUAAGAAUUCAUUAAAAAUGCAAUUUUAAUGUGUCCUGUAGUAAGGCCUAGGAAUCACCAUUUUAAAUAGUAUACCAGGUGGUUCUGAUGUAGGUCCAAGGACUCUAAUUUAGAGGAACGGUUAAGUUAGAGACUUCUCUUCAGACCAGCAAAUACAUGACUGCCUAUAUUCACGCUACAAGGAAGACCCAUAUAAAUCUAUAGUUCUGGCCAGAGAAGAACAGGACUUAAAAUUUUAGGCCCUCUGAAUGAAAUCUCCUAUAUUCCAUCUAUGCCAACUUAAUUUUUUAUAAAGUUAAAUUCAGGUUCUAGUGUUCAAGUGUUAUACAGAAUGAAGUACUGACUAUUCACAUGAAAGGUAGGGCUGUUCUGGAAAAAAAAAAAGUGAAAGGUGAUCCACAAUUAAAAAUUAGCUACUCUUGGGGCACCUGACUGGCUCAGUA
This is a messenger RNA of Leptonychotes weddellii (Weddell seal), 2937 nucleotides long. The record is from RefSeq and is a predicted model, not a curated record. Lineage: Eukaryota; Metazoa; Chordata; Mammalia; Carnivora; Phocidae.